ACAUGUUUCCCAAGAACCCACUCAUCAUUCAGAACCAACAACACUUAUAUGAACAAAAACACAACUUUAUCAGACAAAUGUGAGAAUAUGAUAUCGCAUUGAAAUUUUCGACGCCCAGAAAAUUCCAAAAAGGUGGAAGAGAAACGAGUAGAGAGACGGUGAUGAAGAGGCAAACCAGCGCGAUGUCACCGUCGUCAUCCCGGCGAGAAAACGCGCCGGAAAAAAUUCACGCCAAGACCAUCGGCUGCAUGUCUGGCAUUCUCCACCUCAUCUCCCGCUCCAACAGCCGCCGCCAAUGCCGCUUCCUCACCUUCGGUAACAAGAAGAAUCCUAAGAAUAAUUCUUCUUCCGCCAUUUCCUUUAUCGCCGCCGGAGAAAUAUCAAAAGAGGAGAAGACUUCCGAAGUUGCCACCGGCCGGAAAUCGAUAUCGCCAUGCGAGGUGCCGAGAAGCCCGACGUUACUCGCGGAGAUUCGCCAGUCUCGUGCGACAAAGCCUCAAUCGCCGACCGCGGAGAGUCGCUCGCCGGCUUUGGUGGCGAGGUUGAUGGGACUGGACGAAGCACCGGAAGCUGCGCUGGCGGAAUCGGUGGUGGAGAAGAGACGGCAGCUUCUCGAAGCGCUACAAUGGUGUGAUGCGGACUUGAAGGCGCUGAAGAAGAUUAUCGAGGCGGUUCAGUUGACGGAUCCACUGCCAUGGUGGGAGUUCCGGAAGAGAGAGUGACGGC
Molecule: messenger RNA, 726 nt
Organism: Arachis ipaensis
Lineage: Eukaryota; Viridiplantae; Streptophyta; Magnoliopsida; Fabales; Fabaceae
Source: RefSeq, a predicted model, not a curated record